UGGGCCUCAAAAGGACUGGAACUGGCAACAGGGCCUCUCCAUUCUCCUCUCAGGGUCUCUCCUCCCCUUGGCAAUAUUUGCAUCUGUGUUCUUUUCCUCGGUUUCUCUUCAGACUUACUUGGUUUCCCUGGAAAAGUGGCUGCAUCUCCAACUCUGUAUCAGGACUUCCCGGCAGCUGACAACUCCCCUCUGCGUCAGUUAGUUCCAGUUCUCAAGCAAAAGAAUCUGAUUGGUUGAGCUUGGCUUAUGGUGGGAGCCCUUGGUCCAUUCAUCAAUGGCCAGACCAGGCUUGCCCUCUGUGCCAUCCAGCGGUCCCCAAGGAACCAGAGUGAUCUUCCUAAAGUGCAAGUCUGACCGUUUCAACUCUCCGAAAUCUCCCCUCCUCCUUCAGUGUGAUAAGCUCCUUAAGAGUCCCUCAAGGCCCUGCAGGAUCUGCCUGCCAUGUGCUGACCUCCAAAGCCUAUUCCUUCCUCACCUCCCCGUCCUUCACCCUGCAUUUGAGCCACCCCGUAUUGCCCUCCAUUUCCCUAAGGCAUCUCUCAUGCUUCUGUGCUGGUACACAAGCCAUCACCUCUCCAUGGGUCACCCAUUCUGUCUCAAUGAUGUCCUUCUGUGCGAAACCCUCCCAAGCCUCAAACAAUUGACCCCUCAUGUGGACACAGUCCAUCAUAGCUACCAAACAGCUUCCCAUGUGAUUCCCUGUCAGCUGAGCCAAGCACACUUUUAAGUCUCCAGUUUAAAAAAAAAAAAAAAAAGACAAGGAAAUGAAGCCUCGGGGAAUGGCAAGACUGCAACUUGAACUCGGGUCUUCUAACAUCAAGGCUACUGCUUAUUGUGCUUUCUUUGGUGGGGGAGGGAGGCAGGAGAAAGGUGAAGGGAGUAUUCAUGGAGUAGGUAGUUUCUGCCCCAGGUCUUGCUAAAGACCAGCCAACAGGACCAGGCAUCCUGGGGCAGGGCUGCCCAGACGAGCAGUUUCAGGUGCCGUGAUCCUGGAGUCAUGUACAGAGGGGUGUGUUCCCAACUUAUCCACCUGUAGAAGAGCUGAACCCUGAGGGGAAGCACUGGCCCAAGUUCAGCAAUGCAGAGAGCCAGGGAAUCCCUGCACCAAGCCAGUGGUCAGGGGGUGGUGGAGAAGACAGAGGCAAUGGCCAGAAAACUAAGAGGGCGGAAAGAACAGUCUAGGAUGGAGUUCUAAUCCUUCCAAAGAGGGAGCUAGGGAAAGUUCUUAAAGGAACUGAACCUAGAGUCAGACAGGAUCCUUAGGGGCUUACUCAUGUCAGUGUGAGUAGGAGGACUACAUUGGUCGAGAUUUUUGGUUUCAAGGGAACAAAACCCAAUUCAAACAAGCUCAAGCAAAAAGAGAGGCUUAUUGGCUCCUGUAAAUGGGAAUUUGGGCACUGCUAGAUCCAGAGGCUCAAUGUUACACCCUCUCUCCCUCUCUGCUUCUGCUUCUCUAACUCUUUGACCUCACCGCCUACUCCAGAUGGGCUCCUCCCACAUUCUUUCAGCUGCCACAGGGAAAGAUGGGUUCCCAGCUCACAUUGCCCCAAAUUAAUAACCCCAGAGAAGAAAGAGCCAAAUCUUCCAGCAACCCUAAAUAAGAGUGCAGGACAGUGGCUCAGCAGAGGUCAUAGGCUCAUUCCUUGUUCAACUGCUGUGUCCAGGGAAAUAAGGUUCUCUGAUUGGUCAGGUCUAGUUCACAUGUUUACUCCUGUGACCAGGGAGGCAGGGAGGUAGGGCCUGUUACUACAACUGACCUUUGAACAAUGUGGGGUUUAGAGGCACUGACCACCCCUCGACCACUGAGCAUUCAAAAACACACAUAUACCUUUGGACUCCCCCAAAACUUAAUUACUAACAGCCUACUGUUGACGGGAAUCCUUACUGACAACAUAGUUGAUGAACACAGAUUUUAUAUGUUAUCUGUAUUAUAUACUGUAUUCUUACAGUAAAGUAAGCUAGAAAAAAAUGUUUUAAGAAAACCGUAAAGAAGAGAAAAUACAUUUAUGGUACUAUACGUAUAUUUAUUGAAUAAUUUAUUUCAAUGUAUUUAUUGAAAUAUUUCAAUUUCAAUAUAUUUAUUGAAAAAGUCUGCAUUUAAGUGGACUCUCACACUUCAAACCCAUCUUUUCCAAGGGUCAGCUGUAGAAGAAGAGGGUGGGAAAUGUUGCUAGUCAGACAAAACCAAUAGCCACCAACUUUUGGGGGGCAUUUGUUAAAGUGAUGUGGAGAAUCUCACCGGGCUUUAGAGAUGGACAGUAUUGCCCAGCCUCCCCUGGGACUUGGGAAGCUGUCUGGACCAGAGGCAGCUCCCUGUCAAGGCAGCAUGGUCUCUCUUUCAGGGGGUCUCUGCUGCCCUCUGCACAUCUUUUCCCAUUUUUCUCUGCUGAUUGGCUCAUUCUGCUUAUAGAGUUUCUACCCCCUCUUAGCCUUAUGUUGCACAUAGCUGCAGCCUGCUGAGGCUCAUCCAGGUCUCUGUGUCGAAGUCACAUUGCCAAAGGGUAGGCAUAUUGGAGAGAGUUUGGGGCCAUCUAUGGAAACAAUCUAUCAAGUCUGGAGAAGGGCGAGUCUAAACAUACUUACCCCAAUCCUAAAAGUUUUUUAUGAUUUCCCCCUUCCUUCCACACAAGGUUUGGUUGGUUCCCCCCAGGACAUGGUGGAGGCUGGGCAUAUCCCUCCAUUCUGUACCCCCUUCCAGCCAGAUGCCCUCCAGGCUACGCCAGUGUGUUCUCACGCUGCUCCCACCCAUCUGUGCAGACGUGUAGGCUCACACAGAGAUGCCCCUUGUCUGCUUCCUGACCUGUACCUUGGGACAGGUGACAUUAGUGGCUGCACCCCGGACUCUGAACCAAGAGGGGACAGUGCGCUGGAACUCCAGGAUGGUGGUCCAGUAGUCUUUGUUUCUCAAGCUCCUUUUCUACCCUUCCUCUCUUCGCCACUUCAUAACCACCCCUAGUUCUGCAGAUGGAACCUGUGAGCGCGAGCCCCCUACUGGAAGUCCAGGGGCCAGCAAGAACCUGGGUUCGCAGUGCUGGGUGACUCCCCGGUAUGGGUCCCCGGCCAGGCUGAGGGGACCUGGUCUCGCCACUGACUUUAAAGGUCCUUCCGCCUUGGGGGGGAAUAGUUGCCCAGCUGGGCCCUCUGUUGUGCGCCCGACUAGGAGCAGAGUCCUGCUCAAGGACGGAGCUGUCCAUCCACCACCACCUCUCCCUCCGCAGAACGGACUAGGGUCUGCCAAUCGGAUUCCCAGGGCCCUGGCACCAGAGGGCAAAAAGGCGGGUUAGCUUUUGGCGGAAAGGAGGCUAGCUUUUCAUUUUCUCCUUUGAGGAUUACCAUCCUGGGAAAAAAGUUGUCAGGCCUCUCCUCUCUCCGUGCCCUCGAGCACCAGCGAAGACCACGAUCCCUGAAAUCCCGAAUCCGCCGCAGCCCGCAAGCCCAGCUUCAGGGCCCCUGCUCCUGGGAGCCCGAGAGGCCAAACCCUCGCUAGUUACCACCCCCCAUCCCGGCAUUCACUUGGGGACUCAGCUGCCCCCCAGGACACAUCCAACAUCAGCAGCCCGCCCGCAGCCGAGAGGGGGUUUAUCAAGCCCCCGCCCCCGCCACCCCGCGGCGGCUCGCGCGCGCACACUCCCCGCCGCGGCCCGCCCCCUUCUCACGCCCGCGCCGCGCCUCCGCGCCGCAGUGCAGCCCCGCCAGCGCCGCGUCCCCGCCGCCGCCCGCUCCGGCCGGCAGGGUGGCCGCGGAGCAUGGAACCCGCGGAGCUCCGGGAGCCCCGCGAGCCCGGGCGGGGGGCACAGACCGCGGCGGCCCCGUGCUGGGAGGAGACCAAGACUUUCUACGAAAACCUCACGCCCAAGAAGAAACCCAAAUCGCCCAAGCCUCAGAAUGCUGUCACCAUUGCUGUGUCCUCCCGAGCCUUGUUCCGCAUGGACGAGGAGCAGCGCAUUUACACGGAGCAGGGCGUGGAGGAGUAUGUGCGCUACCAGCUGGAACAUGAGAAUGAGCCCUUCGGUCCCGGGCCAGCCUUCCCCUUCGUGAAGGCUCUGGAGGCUGUGAACAGGCGGCUGCGGGAGCUGUACCCCGAUAGUGACGACAUCUUUGACAUCGUCCUUGUGACCAACAACCACGCUCAAGUGGGUGUCCGUCUGAUCAACAGUAUCAACCACUAUGACCUGUUCAUUGAGCGGUUCUGCAUGACAGGUGGGAACAGCCCCAUCUGCUACCUCAAGGCCUAUCACACCAACCUCUACUUGUCAGCUGAUGCGGAAAAAGUGCGGGAAGCCAUUGAUGAAGGGAUCGCAGCCGCCACCAUCUUCAGCCCCAGCAGGGAUGUGGCUGUAUCCCAGAACCAGCUGCGCGUGGCCUUCGAUGGGGAUGCUGUGCUCUUCUCGGAUGAGUCGGAGCGCAUCGUCAAGGCCCACGGGCUGGACAGGUUCUUUGAGCAUGAGAAGGCCCACGAGAACAAACCUCUGGCCCAGGGCCCCUUGAAGGGCUUUCUGGAGGCACUGGGUAGGCUGCAGAAGAAGUUCUACUCCAAGGGCCUGCGGCUGGAGUGUCCAAUCCGCACCUACUUGGUGACAGCGCGCAGCGCAGCCAGUUCGGGGGCCCGGGCUCUCAAGACCCUGCGCAGCUGGGGCCUGGAGACGGAUGAGGCCUUGUUCCUUGCAGGAGCGCCCAAGGGCCCCCUCCUUGAGAAGAUCCGCCCACACAUCUUCUUCGAUGACCAGAUGUUCCAUGUGGCCGGGGCGCAGGAGAUGGGCACAGUGGCCGCCCAUGUGCCUUACGGUGUGGCACAGACGCCCCAGCAAACUGCGCCUAUGAAGCAGGCCCCAGGCGCACAGUAGCUGAGGCCCGAGACAGGCACAGCUCCCUGUCCGUACUCCACCACGUCGUCCAGUGGACCCUUCUAGUUCCUCACCGCUCUGUCCUUCUGCACGUCUGCCCUCAUCCCCACGAGUGAGGUACUUGCGGGGAGUGAUGCAGACCGAGCCGGCAUCCUCACCAGCCCUCCUUUUGGGCAAACACUGUGCCACGACCCCGGCUAGGAGAGUAAGACUGCAGAGUAGCUGGGUUUCGGGUGGGGGCGGUUGAUGGGAACGAGGCUGACAGUGUCAGAGGGGCCAGGCUGCCUCCAAGGGGACCUGGGAUGAAGACUAGCUCAGUGUGGUGCAGAGACCAUGGCUUUGCUAGAGAAGGCAUCCGGCUUCUGAGCUCUACCCGGCAUGAACUGAUGACUUUGGGUAAGUCCCUCCCUUUCAGGGGCCUCAGUUCCGGCGUCUUGUAGGUGGCUUCCAAACUCUCCUGGAGCUGCAGAAGCGUGGUUUAAUAAGAUCGCCCUGCCCGGGGCUGCUGCUAGACCAUAUGGUAUCUUUGUGCAGUUAGAGCAGAACAUUUCGAGAAUGAAUUUCAAAAAGAUGGCCCUUUGCUCUGGGCUGACCCAGACCCACACUGGGGUCCGCGGCUUGCUCAGCAGCACAUAACCUGUAACUCAGCCCCCAAGGGCUCCUCAGCUUGGAGGCCUUUGUCAAAUGGGCAAAAUGCACAACCGUCUGCAGAACCCUACCUCUAAUUCUGCACGUUUGGAAGCCACUGGACAAGAAGACCUGUCCGCUUCCCGUGAGCCUCUACUGUGAGUCACCCAUCAGGGGUCAGCUGCCAGGGGGCACGGUUUGUGGAAGGAGAGAGGCGUGAAUUUAACCUACACGCAAACUCUCCUUCCGCCAGCAGGGGGCACUGCAGGCUCUUCCCGGGGAAGAGCUUUCGGGAUGGCCUGCUCAGGGCUUCCUUUGCUUUUGCUUUUAGCCAAAGUUCAGUUGUUCUGCCUGCCAACCCCCUCACGUCAGCCCUCAGUCCUUCAGUUACUGCAUUCUGCUGUGCUGCCAAGCGGCUUUACCAGCGGGGAAGAGGGAGAGGGUUGGGGUUCACUGUUGUGGGCCCAAAUGCAGGGGAAGAAAGCUCAGUGGCUCAAGUGGGAGGGCGUCCUGCAUGCACCCAAGGGACGGUCUGCCCAAGGUGACGUGGGAAAGUCUGGUCUGAGGCAGUGACCCAUUAGACAGGAAGGAGCUGAAAGGUGCACUAGCAAGAUUCUCCAGCUGUGGGACUUUGAGUGGAAGGACUGAGCUCUCUGUCCCGGGAUGCUGCGCAAGGGACUCCAGAAUGAGGAGACCUCCCCCAGCAGUGCACCAGUGAAUCCUCCACCUUGCAGGAGCCUCUGCAGCCCCUUUGUCACCACUUCUAGGGGAGAGCUCUCACUCUUUGGUGAGUCAGCUUCCUCUUUUGCUAACGAGCCUGGCUCUCUCUGAAGGGAGGGUGGGGACACUGAUGGCUGGUCCCUCAGGAAGACUCAGAAAGGGUGAGCAGCCGUCUGUGAGGGCGACUGAUUGCCCGGCUCCCGGGGCAUCCCAGCUGUAAGCAAGCACUUUGUGAAGAAAGCCAAAGGUGCCAUCAUAGGGAGCAGGAGCCUGGAGGUGUGUGCAGGAGAGCUGGACCGCUGGUGAGGGUGGGAAAAAGAGGUGAAGGGCUACCUGGGGCCUAACCUUUGUCAUUUUGAGGACUCAGCACAGGAUCUGAGUGGGGCCAAGUUCUGGGUAGUGUAGGGCAGGAUAGUAGCUGCAGAAAGGAGGAAAAAGUGAGGAGACGGAGGUGGUUCGCAAAAUGAGCAACAGUUAGGGCCAGAAGAAGAGUGUCGGGCUGGGUUUUCACUCUCUGUGUGGAAGCUGGGCCUGGGAGGAAGGUCAAGGCCAUGAAGAGUUUCUGGGGCAGAUCCCACCACUGAUGGCCUUAUCACGGGAGGGGCAUAUGAUGAUGAUGUCUUUGUACAGGUCUUUCCAUCCACAGCCAGGAUACUUCUGGCCAAGAGAGGAGGCCUCAGGGCAGGGGGCCUGGUUUUGAGUUCUUCACUCUGCUCCAAGCCUGGCCAGAGAUACUGGGAGAGGUAAGAACAGCCUCUAGGAAAGAAAGUGAGAGUGAAAGUCAUCUUUGAUCUUGGGUGAGCCAUGAAAGGCCCUCUGUCCUUCCCCGAGUCAGAAUCACCCCCUUGGAUGAGCCUCUAGGGCUCACAGAGCCAGCCAAAGCCAUAAGCAGCCUGCUUAGCUGGCACAGUCGAGGUUCAUAGAAUGAUAUCAGUCUGCGUGACCAGAAUGGAUAUGUACAUUAGGCACCAGAUGGCGCCUAAUUAAGAUAAAUUCCAGGGAUUCUGAGAACCAAGAGGUCCUGCCUCCAGGACCUGGUGAUAAACAGCCCUGAUUCUUCCAGGUCUAUCAGGACGCAGAAAAAUAUGAUGCUGGAAGCAGAAAGAUAAGGUGCAGUAAAAGCUGUAGAUUUCACUUGAGCCACCAGUAAUAGAGAUAGACAGCCCUGGGCAGUGAGAGACACUAGGGUCCGGUUCUAUUAUUGAAACCGUAAAUGAACAUCUCGGGCCUGGAAAAAAGCUUUUGGUGGCUGGAGUAAAAAGCCAGAAUCCUGAGGGCAGGGGAGGCCGUGGCCAGACACAUGUUCUGGUUCUUUCCAGUGGUGAGGAGGAGCCCCAGGCAAGGAGCAUUGUUUAUUGGAUCCCCGGGCAAAUUAAAACGCCAGGUGAGCAUCACAGCCUGUACUGGACUGCAGCACUAGGGCGGGGGGCCACAGCUCCUGAAAUGCUGGACCCCAGGAAACCAAAGCACUGCUCCCCGACAAGUCCCUCCGAACGCUCCCCAGGAAAUGCUUGCCCACAAAACCCCAGACCCAAUGGAAACUGCCACUGAGCAGGAAAGCAAGCACUGUUCCUAGGCACUGAGACUUCGAGGAUCAUUGCAGAGCUGCUCCCUCCUUUCCCUGAGUGCCCAACCAGAAUGGCGGGGAUGUAGCAGGAACCACCAGGAGAAAUCAAAACCUGCGAGAAGCUCAAUUCCGAGUAGGAUCCGGCAUCAUAAUGAUAUUCAACUGGUGUGACUGGUGGGCACCCGAACACCAAACUGGUGAUUAAAACAUUGAAAUACCUCUGUAACAGUUGCUAAAUAGCGCUGGCCUGAGCCCCUGAGUGCCCCUCCGUGGCCUCCGCUGUGCUGUCUCCACUGUGACAACAACACCUUCCCACAAUUCAGCAAAAAGGGCGUCCUGGAGGUUGCACCAGCACAGUGGCCGUCGUCCGCUCUAUUUGCUCGUCUAGAGAGAGUAACUUGCCCAAAGUCACUCAGCGAGUGGCAGCACUGGCCAUGAGCCCAUGUCUGUCUCUUGGGACCCAGGCUCUCAGCCAUUCUGCCGUUCAGCCCAGACAGCAUACAGGAGGCAAGAGAAGCUUCGUGACAAGGGAGCUUGCCCAACAGUUAGCAUGUUGACCUCCUUCCCGUUAAACUGCUCUAAAACACGCGGGUGGGUACAUUGCUGUUGUAGUGUCCUAAAUAGCUAGGAAGAAUUUAAAUUAGAGCCAGACAUUUGCAGAACUGAAGCACCACCCAGGUUCUCUGGAACCCAGUUUGAAGGCCCUCAUAUGGGGCUCAUGCCGGCUUUGGCAAAUUAUGGGCCAAAUCUAGCUCACCACCUGUCUUUGUAAAGAAACUUGUUGGAACACAGCCAUGCCCAUUGGUUUUGCACACAGCAGCAGAGCUGAGUUGUUUCAACAGAGACCAAGAAGCUGAAAAUAUUUAUCUGACCCUGGGCGAAGGCAAACAUCCGCAGCCUGCCCCUUAGUGGGAGAGACCAGCUCAUACCCACCUGAGCACUGGAAGCAGAGGCUUGUUUCACCGCCAAGGGGGCAGCAUGUGCAGGCUCCGUGCCCAUCUGCAGGCAUUGUUAGGGCUGCAGAAAACGGCAGGCACCAGCUGAGUACCGUGAUGUUGAACACAACAGAUCCUUGGCAUCAGAGGAUUUCAGAUGUCAAGUUUUGACUCUUUCCAAGUGCCCCAUAGCCUGUUGUAAUUUGAAAUGUUGACUCAAAGUUGACUCGAGUGUGCCCUCCUCAGCUUCUGGGUGAGGGGCGGGGAGCAGGACCCCUGGCUAGGGCUGAGCCCAGCUGGCUGUCCUGCACCUGCUCGACGUGGCUUUGUUCUCAGCUCCUCAUUGCCCUCAUGGGGCCUCUUGGGAAGUGACAAGUGCUGGUAGAUGGAUGGGCUUUAGCUAAAUACCGAUUUUGGAUAAAAUGCAGUGCCCGAUGUUGACUUCAGCACUCCGAUCUAACAAGUCAUCCAUAUGCUCUCUGUGGAAGCAAGAACAAGUUCUUCAUGAAGACAGUUCCAGCGAGGGCUUUAGCUGGCCCAGAAGUUACCGAUUAAGCAAAAGAUAAAACUCCAGUGAAAGUCAAAAUGGCAAUCUUCUUGUGCUGUGUGGGUGUGAGCAACACACAUACCCUCAUGGUGGAACUGUGGAUCAGGAGAAAUCUAGGACCCUGCAGAUACAGGAGUUUACCCAGGUUCCAGGAUCCACUGCAAGAAAGGCAAGCGUGGAAGUGGUCCCACCUAUAGACACCACUGUUCCAUCAUGAUACUCUUGUCCCCUAAGCCCGGACUUGGCCUCAGAAUCCUUCUCAACCCAGCAUUCCAGGCAGCCCCUACCAGCAAGUCGUAGUUGGCACGGAAGAUGAAACCCUAUUUUGACAUCCCUUUUGGUGUUGGGUACUGCUUUCCAGAGGGCAUGCAAGGUCCUGAAUGUUCACUCUCUGAUGCCACGGUACCACUCAGGAUGUGGGGGUCUCACCCAACUCAGGCAGGACACAAAGAGGAGGGAGGAUGGCAUCCUGGGGUUGGCGGCUUCCCAGCACUGGGUGCCUAGCUAGGAAACCAUGGGUGUUCUCUGGGUUUCACGAUCUCAAAGCAAAGCAUGAAAACCCCUCCCAUCAGUAGGUGUCGCUAGAGGCCAGCACUCUGCUGCUGGCCAAAGCUCGUGGUUUUCUUCACUGGUUAAUUUUCUCUCCCGUGGUACUUGGUGCUGUGCUAGACUCCCUCGGGUAGCUUAGCCUAAAAGCACUACAGGUGCUCUGAAAAUCUCCUGUGUGACAGGCUGAUUGCUCUUACCAGCAACCACUGUGACUGCGUGUAUGGACACAUUCAUCAGUAUGUGCAACAGGAUAAAAGCUGCAUGUGUCCGUGUUUACGUGGGUGUGUAAUGUCUCAGAUAUCUCUGCUGACAACUGUGUGUGUGUGUGUGUGUGUGUGUGUGUGUGUACAGUGGACAGGAUGGUUAUCUCUGUUAACUAAGGAUCCUGGGCCCCACAUACUUACGGCCAGCCCUGUUUCCUCUUUCCUGGGACUGCUUCUGGCCAUUCCCAUCAUCUCAUGGCCAUUUGCACAUAGGCAGCAUGAGGGCCACUGAGGCCAAGUUCCUUAUCUUUCUUUCCAGCUUCCAGACUCUGGCCAGCAAGGUCUUGGCUCCUAACCCUCUGCCUCCCAGCUCUACCCCCUGCAGCCUUGGAAAGGAAGUGGCAGAAUCUGUGCUAGGACACCCCUUUUGGCUGCACCUGCCUCACCAUCUCCAUUUGUUUCUUUCCUCCUGCUGAUAGUCCCAGGGCCAACGUGUGCAGUUGGGCAGAUUGUAUACUGCACAAAUCCAGAUGGAGUCAUUCACACUAUGACUUGGGUGGAGCUUUCUAAACACCUGCAAAACCUGCCAGCCUCCCAUGGCUGCUCUGGUCAUCUCGUGGUCAUGGCUAGAAAAGUUGCCUUCUUCCCUGCCUCCCUGGCCCAGCCCAGCCUAGGCUGGGAUUCCUUCCUCUGCUUGGGUGUUCUAGUCUGGCCCAGAAGUGACUAACCCUUGACCGUGAUCAGGAAAUAUCUCCUUGAUACCUUUGGGAUUGAAUUUAGGAAAGUGAAGUAUGGCUGGCAACUUUUCAUUUACUCAUCUUUGCAGAGUUAGUGGUCCUUGUAAGACAAACUGAAGUUCUAGAGAGUAGGGUUACUGCCUUCCACACUCCUGGCCUGGGGGUGAAGAUGUCUUCAUGAGCCCGCUGGUCGGAUGGGGCUGCCACGGGAUUAGGGGAAAGGCCUCAAGGCUAAGCUUCGAGCUGCCACCAAGUCGAAAACUGUGAGGUCACCACAGACUGGAUGCCUAGGCCUGGUUGCAAACCCUGAUGCCUCCCAGGGGCAGGUGGGAGACGUCAGUGAGCGGGGAGAUGAGGCUGGGUCUUAGGGUAAUGGAGCACACACCCGCUGUUGUCUGACACGGUUGCUGCCAUGUGGGAAUGUGUGGUGCUCUUGCCAGAUAGUCCACCCCAGUUUUCAAGGGAAGCUGAAAAUCUGGACUUUCAAAUGUUGGCAACUAUUUUGAAUUUGGAAAGCCUCAUGCAGGCCAAACAAAACACGUCUGGCAGGCUACAGCCAGCCCUGGAGUCUCCUGUCUGCACCCUCUGGCCCAGGCCCAGUGAACUGAGUUCUUCAGAACCGAUUAACUGAGCGUGUGAGGAUAUUACCCUCAGGCUCACAGAAUUUGGGGUCUCUAAGAGACCUCAGUGAUAUCCUAGUUAAUCCCUGUGUGUUUUAAACUGUGUACAUAUAAAGUUCUUUAUUAACACAAGUAUCUUUAGCUUCUGGUUUCUACUUAAAAGCAUCUCAGUCCCCGCCCCCCACCUCCAGUGAAGAAGAAGAUGGAAAGUGAAGCCUUACACAUAGUGUGCUUGUAUCUACCUGUCAGAAGCCCUAUUUAUAUCUUUAUAGGUCUAUUUAUAUCUUUAGCGAACACGGGCUGCCCUGGUCUUCUUUACAACCUAACCUCCUUGGGGUUGCUUUUUAUGGUAAAUCUCCUAAGUGCCUCCUUAAACGGUUGGAGCAUGUGCUUCUUCAUCUAUGUGAGUUCCGUUGUCUGAAGAGGGGGUAAGACAGCUCAUACCUCCUCAGUUCUGCCCCUUCUUGGUCUGCAGUCAGCCCUCCCCACGCCCCCGCUCAGUCUGGCUCCUGGCACUUACGCGGUCACAUGAUAGAGGGUGCUGCGGGCUUCUCAUUCCUCAUGCUUGUCCUGUAGCUGAAGUUCACAACGUGGGCUUCUGCCUCUUAAAAGCCAUUCAA
Mirounga angustirostris (Northern elephant seal) is the source of this 11969-nucleotide messenger RNA. RefSeq names its product 5'-nucleotidase, cytosolic IA (gene NT5C1A). Gene Ontology annotation, cellular component: cytoplasm; cytosol. Bases 3747 to 4844 code for a protein of 365 amino acids. Lineage: Eukaryota; Metazoa; Chordata; Mammalia; Carnivora; Phocidae. Gene Ontology annotation, biological process: nucleotide metabolic process; adenosine metabolic process. The transcript has 7 exons. Gene Ontology annotation, molecular function: 5'-nucleotidase activity; magnesium ion binding; nucleotide binding. The record is from RefSeq and is a predicted model, not a curated record.